GAUAAUGAAGUCCCAAGUACUGCCUACAAAUCCCAGUUGUCAGGUGCAUCACUUGGAGAGAAGAAGAUAACAUUUGAGAAGAAAUCCUCGUGUGGCUACUUUCAUGAAAAGCUGUUAGAAAGCUACCCAAAACUAAAGGAAGGAGGGGGUUACGAGCUGAUGCGUACAAAGUUCAGAUCAACCAGCAAAUUGGAAAUUUUGCAACCUAAAGGGAAUGGUGGGCAUAAUGUGUUAGACCUUAAAGAAAUGGUGUCAUCAGCUAAAAUCUAUGUUCGACCCCUUCAAAAAGAUUUAAGUCUUGAGCAAACAGGACAGCCAUCAUUGGUGAGUUCUCUACUCAUUAUGACCAGUUUUCUUCUUUACCACAAUAUUCUGACCAAUGUACUUCUUUUGAUACAUUGACAUUAAGCUUGGCAGUGAGGGUUAGAGUGUGUUUAUGUCUUCUACUUUUACUAAAUGCCUUUCUACCAAGAUGGAUGUUACUGUUAAUUUGUUUACUUUUUUGUUAUUGUUUAUUACUGUUUUGAAAGGUCUUGAGCACAUCUUGUUAUAGUGGAAGAGCUUACAUGUAUGUGUCACUCUGCCAUUUAGCUGCCUCCUCAGGCUUGCUCUGGGCUUGUCCCCAGUUUUCCCUGAAAAGCACUUUUUUUUCAAUUUUUCACCAGAGCGAGUGUGAGUUACUUGUGACAAGGCAUUUGGAACUAAAGUUGAAUUGUUGUUUAUUAGUAAACAGAACAGGCUAAGAUACACUAUGGUCAUCUGUGUUUGUAUUAGUCUUUUGACACUGGCCCAUUGGAGAUGUGUGUGAAGUGUGGAAUCAAGAUUCAGCUUUCAAGAAUGAGGCAGCACAUGCAAGAUUGUGGUGGUGGAUCAAGUUCAAGUGCAAGUACAAGUAGUGAAAAUGACCCUGACAUGUUGGAUUUUAGUGGAUCAAGUAAAGUAACCACUGUUGUGAAUGAUGACUCAAGUGAUGAGGAUAAAGACCCUGUGCCCAUCAAGACAGGUACAUAAAAAGAACAGUGAAAUGCUACAUAAAAGACAAGACCUGUGACACUAAAACCUACAACACUGGCUACAUUAUAAAAAGCAAACUGAGAAAAUAAAGUGUGGAGUGCAGUGUGGCUAGUUUUGCACAACUCUUCUUACUAGGGAAUUGUGUGCAUUGGUGUUUGAUGGUGAGCUGAAAUUUCUGACAAGACAUGACCUGUAAAUCUCUUCUAAUAAAGUGUAAAUUAUACACAGCUAGGUCUGUCCCUCCCCUGGAACAGAAAACCAUCAGUGUGAUGACUAUGGUGCAGUGGGCUAACAAUUAUUUGUAGAAAUUGUCUCUUUUUCUUUUCAAUGUUUUCUUAUGCAUAAAAUUUGAUUUCUCUCACUGCACAAAUAUAAAAAUGUUUUACAUGUUGAUCCUGGGGAUGAAAACGAAAAGGUGCAAUGCAAAUGUUGCUUGGUUGUAAUCAUGCUUUAAAUAUCUUACAUUUUAAGGAUGGCAGGAAAAGAGUGCAAUCAGUCCCACUGCCCUUGCAGAUUUACAAGGAAUGUUUCCUGUUAAAUCAAGCUCUGACCUGCAGUCAGCUCUGGACAUUGGUGGUAGUCUUGAAGAAGCAAUAGAUCUACUUUUGGAAUCGGGUCAGUAUUAGGAACCCACAACACCUUAUUUUGUUGUGAAUGUUUAUAAAAAUGUUUUUCCUUGAAGAGGAUGAAAUUUUAGUUGAAUUUCUUAUAAGCAGUCAAAAGCUUGCAACAUUUCAUCUCCUUUGUUUGUAAAAUAAUGGAGCUGUCAAAUUGAGGCCUAGUAGCAUUCAAACUUCACUGAAUGUUUUUUUCCUGACAUGCAGCUUCUUAAGUUGUUGCAUAACAUGCAACAUAAAUAUUUCUCCUAGAUUUAUAAUGGGUCUACUUGAUUGUACAGGUAUGCAAUCAAAAUUAUAUUUUACUGUUUGGGUCAUUAAUAUUUUGUCAUAUGAUUAAUUGUAAGGUUCAAAUGCUGGUGACAGGGAUAGUAGCUCUACUGAAACUGGUAAGCCCAAACUUCAGGUACCUUCAACCUUGAGAGAUUAUUAGAAUGAUAGACGACAUGCUUGGGUAAUAGACUCGUAAUAUCACUGUUUUCUUUUCUUCCAAGUCAAUAUAGUCAAUAGUAUUCACAUUUAUGUCAAUCAGAGAAGUUCCCUAAAAAAACACAACAACAAUGACCAAAAAUCAAGGAGGAUAAUUUAUUGGAAAAAGGGCAUUCAUUGGAAGGAUUGCCCAAAACGGAAUCAUUGCAGUGUGCAAUGUUGAUUCAAUAUACUAUUGACAGUUAUUGUACAAUUUGUCUCUUUCGUAGGCAAGCCAUCCAUUACCACACAUGCACCCACAGCUGCGGAAAUUAUGCAGUCCUACAGAUGCCAGACAGAGCAAGGCACAGCAUAUAUUGAUGUUAACAGAAUGCGGUUGUCUAUGCUCCGCCAGAUAAUGACAAUUUACAAGAACCCUCAAUUUAACUUAAAGAAACGUGUGAAUGUAAACUUCCACGGAGAGCAAGGUGCUGACUUGGGAGGCCCAACUAAAGAAUUCUUUCACAGUGCCAUUAGUUCCUUGAGUAAAGUUGAUCCUGUAUUCAAUAUGCAGUUGUUUGGUGGUCAAGAGGGACGUCUAAUCCCCUUUUAUGGAGUAGAUGCUGUUUGUUCAGGGUGUUUUCAAGUAGCAGGGAAACUUGUGGCACAUAGUUUGAAGCAUGAUGGCCCAGGAUUGGUAGGCCUAUCUCCUGCUGUAGUUAAAUACCUUGACACUGGUUCCUUGGAGGAGGCUGCGACCCUUGUUACAAUGGAUGAUCUAACCGAUCUUGAGCUCAAGGGACUCUUGGAAGAAAAGGUUAGAUAGGCUACAAUAAAAGUUUUAUUGUUACAAUGCUUAAACUUAUGAAUCUUACUGUAACACUUGCCAUGUAUCAAGCAGCUUACAAAAUGCAGAUCAAUAUCAGUUUCUGGGCAACUGUGCACCUACCCCUCCCCUAACCCAACAGCAACACGAACUUAUUAACUUAUUAUAACAUGUUCUCACAAAACUUUCAAAUUUCCAUUGCCUCAGUUUCUAGAGACGUAUCCAUCACUUUCUCCUUUCUACUACCCGCCUAUUACAAUAUUAAAAUUGGAAAACAUAGUGAUUCCACCCAAUUUUCUUUAAGACUGCCAAUUAUUACAUACUGUACCUAUUUCAAAACAUAUUAAGCCAAUACUGUGUACUUGUGUUGUUACUAAACAGAAUAAACAUUGCUUCACCAUGUCCUUUAGGUUUUAAAAGAACAGGCUAUUCAUCAGGUAGAUGAUGAAGCAAAAGAUAAGGUUGAGGAGUUGCUGGUCCGACAUGGACUAACAGAUGCAGUACCACUGAGUGAUGUUAACAAAGAGAAGGCUAUCAAGGAUCUCCUUGUUGCUGAAGUGUUGGUUACGAGAACAAUUGCCCUUGACUCAUUCUUCCGAGGUCUUAACACACUUGGACUGGGUGAUUUGCUUCGCAAGCAUCCCUCCAUAACUAAAUUUGUAUUUCCCUCAAUGGAAGAAGCUUCAGUUGACAUGGACAUACUGAAAAGCAAGUUACUUCAAGCACAUCCCAUCCAUGAAAUUGUUGGUGAAGCUCAAGCACAGGCUUGGGAAUGGUUUCUUGAGUAUGUCGACAACACUAGCUCAAAUGUAGGUGAGUAAUGUGCUUGCACUGUACUAUUCCCAUCUGAGGGUAAAAUCAUUCAGUUCUUUUGUUACAUUUGGAGUUAUGGUUUUGAGACUGAAUUCUAAUCACAAAUGCAGACAGCUGCUAGAUGCUAGAAUGUGAACAUGUGGAAUGUCAAAAUAAGUUUUUAGAAACAUGGACAAGUAUAUCAAGUGACAUGAUUCCCAUGGAAGCAGUGAAACCUCACCAUGUCUGCCUUUACACAUGUACUUGCCAUAUACAUGUAAAUAAGUAGUUUGCCUAAAAAAGUCCCUGGCAGUGUUUUGAACAGCUAUAUGGCAUUUCUAAAUAGAAAAACGAAAUAGAAAUGGUCCUCUAGUAAUGCCAUUGACAUUAAGUGAAAAGAGUCAUUUGUACGUAGCAAUAUUGAUUGAAGUCAAUAUCCACCAUAUCCCAAAGUAAAAGGUUGGAGAGACAUGGCAACAAUUCAAUAUUAAUUUUCUUAUGCACUUUGUUUUGGGGGUUAACCUUGCAGAUGAAAACACGGGAUACCCACUAAGUAACUCACUGGUGAUGUUCAUUACUGGCAGAACAGUUCUUGACCCACAAGAGGAUUUGGAAGUUGCAUUUCAGACUGAUAACAGAAGGACACUUCUUGAGGCAGACAGUUGUUUUCGUAAAGUGAUACUACCAAUCUCACAUAGUUGCUAUGAGGAGUUCAAGGCAGCAUGCAAUCUUUCGUUACUAUCAGGAGCUGUAGGAUAUGGUAGAUUCUGA
This is a messenger RNA of Porites lobata, 4428 nucleotides long. The record is from the annotation of a GenBank genome assembly. NCBI's taxonomy places the organism in Eukaryota, Metazoa, Cnidaria, Anthozoa, Scleractinia, Poritidae.